Molecule: messenger RNA, 1597 nt
Organism: Aspergillus calidoustus
Lineage: Eukaryota; Fungi; Ascomycota; Eurotiomycetes; Eurotiales; Aspergillaceae
Source: the annotation of a GenBank genome assembly
CUGGAAUACAACUAUCAGAGAGCUUUGCAUUUAGCCUGUUGGAACAUUCGGCCCAGGAGAAUAAUGCAAUGUGCGGCCCUUCUCUCGCAAUAUACAUGGAUGUAAGUCCCCCGUACACGUACAACUGACCCAAAUAUCUCCAGCUGCGGCAAGGUGGACGUUGCGUCGAUCCAACAUAUAAUCAUCAGACAAUGACCGAGCCCCGGGACCCGCGUAAGAUUAUCUAGUCGCAUCGUUUCAACUCUGACCCCAACACCGGACCAGAGUUGACAACCAAUUUCUUUCAGCAUUCCAUAUCCCAGAUAGUAAUUUACCAGGAGAAAAAGUAUAAACUCAUGUAUGCAAGUGAGCAUCAACUCAAGCGUGCAAGCAGAGGAAGUCAUUCAGAAUGCGUCUCUUGCUCCUUCCAGCGCUGAUUGCCACCAGCGCAUACGCGAGGCAAACCGGCCCAACGGUGUCUUCUGUUGACCAUUUCCUACGAUCCGUAGAUGUCAACCCCUCCCUAAUCACCUCCGCGGACAAGACCGCCGGCGGAAUCGCAUUCACCUGCUCUGUCCUCGCUCACCACCACAGCAUCUGCCCCUCGGACCAAAGUCACGACAGCACGCAUUCUCCCAGCUCAUCUACCAAUUGUCCCUCGACAAACACAACCAGCAGCCAGUACCUCAUCACCCAAUUGGACCCCUCCUAUCUCAGCCAAGCGCACGCCCACUUCUCCGCAACAGCCUAUCGCGAUCCCGCCUGCAUCUACACCCCACCGACACCGGAAGCCGUCGCCGUCGCCAUCCGAACCGCAGUCUUCUCUUCGACCCCGUUCGCCAUCCGAUCCGGCGGCCACAGCUUCCAAACAGGCUGGGCAAACAUCGACAGCCAGCUCCUCAUAUCCCUCUCCGGAAUCAAGAACCUCGACUACGACGAGCCCACCCAGACACUCCGCGUGGGAUUCGGAAACAGAUGGCAAGACGUCUACGACUACCUCGCGCCGCACAACCGCCUCGUCAUCGGCGGCCGCCAGGGCACAGUCGGGAUGGCGCUGACCACCGGUGGCGGGCUAUCGCACUCCAGCAACGAGUACGGCUGGCCGUCGCAGAAUGUGCUCUCGUACACGCUUGUCCUUGCGAACGGGACCAUCGUCGACGCCAGCGCAACCUCGCAUCCGGACCUGUACUUCGCCGUAAAAGCCGGGGGCAACAAUUUCGGCGUCAUCACGCACAUUACCAUGCGGACUGUCCCCGCAGGCCCGGUCUGGGGCGGGACAAUUACCUAUUCCACGAACUAUUCUAGAGAGUUCAUGGCUGCGGUAGCCGAGUAUCAGGCCACAGGCCAGGUGGACGAUGUCAAGUCGGCGAUUCUGCCUUCUAUGGGGCUUAAUGCGGGGGUGAUUUCCUGUAUAGUGGCGCAUAUGGGCGGGACCGAGAGGCCGGAGGCGCUUAGGGCAUUUUUUGAUAUUCCGCCCGUAGAAAACGAUACGAGGGUUUAUGCAAGCUUUGCAGGGCUUGCGGCUUACGACGUGCCAGGGGCUCCAAGGUUUGUUGCUUCUGUCUUUGGGUGGGGGUUUAAUCUUGGUGACGCUAAGGUGAUUGCUGCAGAUGGAUAG